Papaver somniferum (opium poppy) is the source of this 3423-nucleotide messenger RNA. RefSeq names its product putative disease resistance protein RGA1. The coding region runs from base 1 to 3423 and encodes 1140 amino acids. Gene Ontology annotation, biological process: defense response to other organism. The record is from RefSeq and is a predicted model, not a curated record. Gene Ontology annotation, molecular function: ADP binding; protein binding. The transcript is spliced from 2 exons. NCBI's taxonomy places the organism in Eukaryota, Viridiplantae, Streptophyta, Magnoliopsida, Ranunculales, Papaveraceae.
AUGGCAGAGAUUCUUAUGAACGGUGCAACAGAAAUCUUAAGAAAGCUGGUGGGUGUUGUUUCCGAAGACAUUGGUUCGGCUUUGGGUUUCAAAGAUGAUUUGAAGAAGCUUCAAAAUACCUCGGAAAAGAUUCUUGCUGUGAUUGCUGACGCGGAAAAAAGACAAGUGAAGGAAGAAGUUAUAAGAGUCUGGUUGAGAAGGCUCAAAGAUAUUGCUUAUGACGCUGAUGACGUGAUUGAAGAGUUCUCAUAUGAGGAUUUGCGUCGCAGUGAUAGAGAGAAUUACUCAAAGCAUAAGGUAAUCAACUUCACUUCAUCUUCAAACCCUCCACUUGUAUUUCAGCUGAAAAUGAGUAAAAAGAUAAAAAAGAUUCACGAAAAAUUCGAAAAUAUUACCAAAGAUAUGGAUAGGUAUCAGUUGGAAUAUACUAAACCUAUUCCUGAUGGUGAAAAAAUUUUUGAUAUUCAAACCAUCUUAGUACAAAUCAUGGAGUCCAUUAAGGAAACUAAGUUUCAUAAGUUUGCAAUUCAUCGACUAGGAAAAAUUGUACAAGAACAUUUAGAAGGGAAAAAAUAUUUGCUAGUACUAGACGACUUAUGGAAUGAGGAUUCUGAACAAUGGGGGUACCUCAUGUCUGUGUUGCUCGCUGGUGCUCCAGGGAGUAAAGUACUAAUCACUACUCGUAAUAACCGAGUUGCAUCCAUUGUUAGGGGGAGUAUUCCACCUUACAAUUUGGGUCGAUUAGAAGAUGAUGCUUGUUGGUCUAUUGUUAAGCAAAAGGCCUUUUCUCCUGGCGGAGCAUUAGAUGCUCCAAAAAUGUCAGAAAUAGGAAAAGAAAUAGCCAAAAAAUGUUGUGGUUUACCCCUUGCUGCAAAAUUUGUUGGCAGUCUAAUGCGCUCAAAAAAUAAAGAAAGCGAUUGGAUAAAAAUUAGAGAUGAUGAUAUCUGGAAUACUCCAGAUAGCAAAAGAAAAAUCCUACAUGUAUUGAAAUUUAGUUAUAAUUACUUGCCUUCUCAUUUGAAACAAUGUUUCUCUUAUUGCUCAAUAUUUCCCAAGAAUUGGGAGAUCAACAAAGAAACAUUGGUUCAUCUUUGGAUGGCAGAAGGAUUUUUAAAAAAAUGUAAUACAAACAAAAAAUCAGUUGAAGACUUUGGACGUGAUUAUUUCGAAAGUUUGGCGUGGAGCUCCUUCUUCGAGGAUUUCAAGACGAAUAAAUUGGGCAACAUUGUGACGUGCAAGAUGCAUGAUCUUGUGCAUGAUCUUGCCAAAGAUGUUCUUGGGGAAAAUGAAUUGGUACUUCUCAUGGCUAGUGACUUCAAAGAUAUUUCAGAAGCUCGGCGACUAAGGUUAGAAUUGGAUGAAGAUAUAUCAGCAGCAUCUCAGAAUUGCUUGAUUAACGCGAAGAAGUUGAGGACUAUUUUUAUCUCCGAAGGGUCAAAGCUGAAUCCUUCUAUUUUUCCUGAAAAGAAUCACUUGCGUAUCUUGUAUUUGGGUCGCGCAGAAGUUCAUGGUUAUUUUAAGUUGCCUUCUUUGAGUUUCAAGCUCAGACAUCUAAGGUACCUUCGCCUUUCCUCUCUUGAUAUUGAGGAAGUAAAGAAUGAUCAGUCCAUAGGUGAACUUUAUAAUUUGGAAACGUUAAUACUGAAUAACAUGCAUGGUGUUCAAAAUCUUCUUUCAAACAUUCAUUCUUUACAAAAACUAAGAUAUCUUGAAGUCUCAGGUUCAGAUAUGGUCAAACUACCUAAUUCUGUCAUAUCUCUUAGUAAUUUGCAAGCAUUAGAUCUCAAUAAUUGCAAGUUAGUAUCCAUUCCUGAAUCCAUCCCUGGUUUGAAAAAUCUAAGAUUUUUAAAUUUGUCAUUCAACCCUAUUAAGGAAUUACCUGUUUCCAUCAUCACCCUCUCCAAUUUGAAAACAUUAGACGUCAAUACCUGCAAACAUUUAAAAGCCUUACCACAGAAAGUAGCAGAUCUUGUUAGUCUGAGGAUAUUUCAUUUCAAAGAAUGCAAAUUACUAAAAGAAUUACCUGAAGAUUUUGGAGAAUUAUCACAGUUAAGGUCCCUUGACCUAGAGGGUACUGGUAUCAGAGUAUUACCGAAGUCGUGCAGUAAUCUCUAUAAUCUUGAGUUUGUCCAUCUUUCAUUGUGUCAGCCUCCCAAAGAUGUAACCAACUGGAGAAAUUUGAGAAGAUUUUAUUACAGCAGCAUGGAAACACCUUCCCCAUUGGGUGUAGGGAACUUGGUUUUCUUGCAAAGAUUGAGUUACAAAGUGCGGGAGAAAGUUCUCGACCAUGAUGGUAUCGAAGAGCUAAGCAACCUAAGCUCUCUUGAGGUGCUGGAUAUUGGGAAUCUUGAGAAGGUGAAAUACCCAAGAGAUGCUGAGAGCGCAAAUUUGAAAGGAAAACAGAAUCUUCGUCAAUUGCAUUUAACUUGGGGUUCGGGCCGUUGGAGUGAAGUAGAAGAAAACUUGAAAAGAAAACAGGAUCUUGCUGGUGAAUUGUCUCGGUAUUGGAGUGAAAUGAUGCGGUCGAUGAGGUGGGACCAGAAAUCGUCUAAUUUUCAAGUAUUUGAAGCUCUCCAACCUCCCUCUGGUUUAAAAAGUUUGCAUAUUAGUAACUUCAUGGGGAUGGACUUCCCCACAUGGAUGCGUGUUCCAUCUGGCCUUCCAAAUUUGGUAAAGUUGAUACUUGAAGACUGUUUCGGAUUAGAACAAUUUCCAGCGGCUAUUGGGAAGAUUCCAAGUCUCAGGGUUCUUCAUCUUGAAGGGGUGUCUUUGAUGAGUUUAGACAUUGGAGGAUUUCCUUCCUUAGUUCAACUCAAUCUUAAUGAUAUAUUCCUUCUUCAAAAAUUGCAUUAUUCAUCAGCAUCUCCUUCUUUUCUUCAGGAUCUGAAAAUUCGUGGGUGCGGAUGUUUAACAAGAAUCCCUUCUUUCCCAUCUCUGACCUUCUUGGAAUUAGAUGGGGUUAACCCAAAGUUAGUAUUCUCAGUUGAGAGAACGCAGAAAUCUCUCGCAGAACUAUGGUUGAAGAAUAUCGAUGGGCUUGUAUACUUCCCGAUAAGCAUACUCCAAAACAAUCGUAAUCUUCAAUCUCUGUAUAUUGAUACUUGCCAUCAGUUGGAAGGCUUCCAAGUAAAUGAAGGCGAGAUCGAGAACGAGUCCUCUAAACUCCACAUUGGUUCUCUUCAGAAACUGAAUAUCCUUGCUUGCCCAGUUCUUAAGUUUCUGCCAGAUUUACGAAGAUGGACUUCUCUUCAGAAAUUGAGGCUCAUCUGUUGCCCACAAUUGAAGAAAUAUUUAGCCUAUGAUCUCAAAGACCUCACUUUUGUUAAAGAACUUGAUGUUGAUAAUGCAAUGAUGGAAGAUCCAUCUCCUUAUGAGGAGUUGUUUAAUUUGCUGGAAAGGUACGGUAUCUCUUUCCAUGAAUAG